This is a messenger RNA of Cladocopium goreaui, 377 nucleotides long. The record is from the annotation of a GenBank genome assembly. Lineage: Eukaryota; Dinophyceae; Suessiales; Symbiodiniaceae.
CGAAAAUCGGCCACAGCCUAUGCGGGUUAGCCAUGCAGCAUCAUCAGGUUUUUGUGACAUUGGCGGAUGUCAAAUGAGCCUUCAGAAGGCUGGAGUUCCCAUGAUGCACAAUCACCGGACCAUGCAGCGCUCCAUGCAGAUGAGUGUAGGCAGUCAACAGGCUAUGGGCAACGCGCAUCACCAGACCAGUGGAUCCUUUGGAAGGGAAGAUGACGAAAAGUCCUUGGUUUCCAGCAUCUGGUCUCAUAGUGUGACAGUGGAAGCCACCCGCCAGGACUUGAUCUUCGCCUAUUACAACUUGAACCGACAGCGGAGAAUUUGGAGCGGCCGGUGUUCUUUUCUGCUGGUCCUGGCAACGUUGCUGGCUGUGGGAUGCG